UGCAGGCUGCUUUGCGCGCACACCGACAACAUGGGUCGCGGGAUGACGAUGCUUGGCUCCAGCGCCGUGAUCAUUGGGAUUGGCGUCGCGCUGCUCAAGUACGCCACGCCAGAGCCAGAGGACGUGCUCAAGGACAUGCCGGCGCACAUUCGAAGGCGAGAGUUGGAUAAGAUGGAGGACAGGCACAGGAAUAACAUUGCUCUCAUGGAGGCCAUCAAAUCAAGUGCCGACAUCAAGAAAGAUUGAGGCUGCGUUAUGUAAAAUUUGUGUACAUCUUGCUUUGCUUUUCGUAAAUCCAAAAACCGUCAGCCAAAGCAACUGCAACCAAACAACCAAUCGAUUGGCUGGCCAAGCGAGCGAGUGCUUGAGGGAGUG
Molecule: messenger RNA, 375 nt
Organism: Salpingoeca rosetta
Lineage: Eukaryota; Choanoflagellata; Craspedida; Salpingoecidae
Exons: 3
Coding region: 31-246 (71 amino acids)
Source: RefSeq, a predicted model, not a curated record